Molecule: messenger RNA, 996 nt
Organism: Fusarium pseudograminearum CS3096
Lineage: Eukaryota; Fungi; Ascomycota; Sordariomycetes; Hypocreales; Nectriaceae
Exons: 3
Coding region: 1-996 (331 amino acids)
Biological process (GO): alcohol metabolic process
Molecular function (GO): zinc ion binding; alcohol dehydrogenase (NADP+) activity
Source: RefSeq, a predicted model, not a curated record
AUGGUCUCUUUCAAGGUCUUCCGCGGUACCCCAGAGGGCAAGAUCGUCGCCGACAAUGUCGAGCGCGAGCUCGAGAACCACGAGGUCUUUAUCGAGACAACACACUCUGGCGUCUGCGGCACUGAUAAGCUCUACAUGACCAGCGGCGUUGUCCUGGGCCAUGAGGGUGUCGGUAUCGUCAAGGCUGUUGGUUCCGCCGUCACAAACGUUAAGAACGGCGAUAGAGUCGGAUUCGGCUACACUCACCAGAUCUGCGGCCACUGCGAUAACUGCUGCACCGACCGCGACCAGUACUGCCGUGACCGCCAGAUCUACGGCUUCGCUGAUUUCAACAACGGUUCUUUCUCAUACGGCGCUGUUUGGGAUUCCAAGACUGUUUGCCCUAUUCCCGAGGGCUACGAUUCCGCUGAUGCGGCUCCUCUGCUUUGCGCUGGAUCUACUGUCUGGACAUGUCUUACCCAGUACGGUCUCCGACCUCUUGAGUCAGUAGGUAUCGUUGGUAUUGGUGGCCUUGGCCAUCUCGCCAUCAAGCUGGCCGCCGCUAUGGGCAACCACGUCGUUGUCUUCUCUAGCUCCGAGUCCAAGCGACAGGAGGCUAUGGAUUACGGUGCUUCCGAGUUCCACGUUUACAAGUCUGGCGACAAGGCUCCUGAGGGCCUUAAGCCCGUCAAGCACCUCCUUCUCUGCGGCAGUGGCAACAUCGACUACAGCGGCCUUGCCUCUAUCGUUGACUACGACGGUUCCAUCUACCCUCUCACCGCCGCUCUUGAGGCUACUCCCGUUCCUCUCACUGAGCUCUCUCUCAAGGGUAUCCGCAUCCAGGGAUCUCUUGUUGGCUCUCGCGACAGCGUCCGCAAGCUCCUCGAGUUUGUCGCCAGAAAGAACAUCACUCCCACUACCAUGAAGUACUCCCUUAACGAGGAGGGUAUUGAGAAGGCUCUGCACGACCUCAAGGACGGUAAGGUCCGAUACAGGGCUGUUCUUGUCAAGGAGUAG